AUGAACUUCAUGCUCCUCAGCGCAGCUCUCGCCAGCAUGGCGGUCGCCGGCCCAAUUGCAGGCACCUACCCAAUCACCUACCCAUCGUCCAACACCCCAGCCACCUACCCAUCUGGCAACGCCCCAAUCUGGUCGUCCCCAAUUCACGGCGGCAACAACGGUGGCAACGGUGGCAACGGUGGUGAUAACAACGGCGGCAAUGGUGGCAACGGAGGCAGUGGCGGAGGCAACACCGGUGGCAACGCAGGCAACGGCGGAGGCAACAACGGUGGCAACAACAACGGUGGCAACAACGGCGGCAACACCGGUGGCGAGGGUGGUAACGGCGGCAACGGUGGCAAUGGCGGUGCUCCAGUUGAGCUCUGCCCAGCCAACCGCGUUCCUCAGUGCUGCCAGCUGAGCGUCCUCGGCGUUGCUGAUGUUACUUGUGCUUCCCCAUCCAGUGGCCUCACAUCCGUUUCGGCCUUCGAGGCUGAUUGUGCCAACGACGGCACCACCGCCCAGUGCUGUUUGAUCCCAGUUCUUGGCCUCGGUCUCUUCUGCAGCAACCCAUAA
Molecule: messenger RNA, 555 nt
Organism: Fulvia fulva
Lineage: Eukaryota; Fungi; Ascomycota; Dothideomycetes; Mycosphaerellales; Mycosphaerellaceae
Exons: 4
Coding region: 1-555 (184 amino acids)
Cellular component (GO): extracellular region
Source: RefSeq, a predicted model, not a curated record